Messenger RNA from Galeopterus variegatus (Sunda flying lemur), 5744 nucleotides. It is a transcript of the gene AGFG1, whose product is annotated as ArfGAP with FG repeats 1. The record is from RefSeq and is a predicted model, not a curated record. Lineage: Eukaryota; Metazoa; Chordata; Mammalia; Dermoptera; Cynocephalidae. Gene Ontology annotation, cellular component: cytoplasmic vesicle. Bases 58 to 1419 code for a protein of 453 amino acids. Gene Ontology annotation, molecular function: GTPase activator activity. The transcript has 12 exons.
CUUGAAUUACUUGGAUGGCGAGGGUUAAAUCCACCACACAGGGUGAAAUCUAUCUCCAUGACAACAUUCACACAACAGGAAAUUGAAUUCCUGCAAAAACAUGGAAAUGAGGUCUGUAAACAGAUUUGGCUAGGAUUAUUUGAUGAUAGAUCUUCAGCAAUUCCAGACUUCAGGGAUCCACAAAAAGUGAAAGAGUUUCUACAAGAAAAAUAUGAAAAGAAAAGAUGGUAUGUCCCACCAGAACAAGCCAAAGUGGUGGCAUCAGUUCAUGCAUCUAUUUCAGGGUCCUCUGCCAGCAGCACAAGCAGCACACCUGAGGUCAAACCACUGAAAUCCCUUUUAGGAGAUUCUGCACCAGCACUUCACUUAAAUAAGGGCACACCUAGUCAGUCCCCCAUUGUAGGCCGCUCUCAAGGGCAGCAACAGGAGAAGAAGCAGUUUGACCUUUUGACUGAUCUUGGCUCAGACAUCUUUGCUGCUCCACCUCCUCAGUCAACAGCUACAGCCAAUUUUGCCAACUUUGCACAUUUCAACAGUCAUGCAGGUGGAAGUGCUGGAUCAGUAAAUGCUAAUUUUGCUCAUUUUGAUAACUUCCCCAAAUCCUCCAGUGCUGAUUUUGGAACCUUCAAUACUUCCCAGAGUCAUCAAACAGCAUCAGCUGUUAGUAAAGUUUCAACAAACAAAGCUGGUUUACAGACAGCAGACAAAUAUGCAGCACUUGCUAAUUUAGACAAUAUCUUCAGUGCUGGGCAAGGUGGUGAUCAGGGGAGUGGCUUUGGGACCACAGGUAAAGCUCCUGUUGGUUCUAUGGUUUCAAUUCCCAGUCAGUCAAGUGCGUCUUCAGACAAGUAUGCAGCCCUGGCAGAACUAGACAGCGUUUUCAGUUCUGCAGCCACCUCCAGUAAUGUAUAUACUCCCACGAGUAAUGCUAGCAGCAAUGUUUUUGGAACAGUGCCAGUGGGUGCUUCUGCACAGACACAGCCUGCUUCUUCAAGUGUGCCUGCUCCAUUUGGAGCUACGCCUUCCACAAAUCCAUUUGUUGCUGCCGCUGGUCCUUCUGUGGCAUCUUCUACAAAUCCUUUUCAGACCAAUGCCAGAGGAGCAACAGCGGCAACCUUUGGCACUGCGUCCAUGAGCAUGCCUGCAGGGUUCGGCACUCCUGCUCCCUAUAGUCUUCCCACCAGCUUUAGUGGCAGCUUCCAGCAGCCUGCCUUUCCAGCCCAAGCAGCUUUCCCUCAACAGACAGCUUUUUCUCAACAGCCCAAUGGCGCCGGUUUUGCAGCAUUCGGACAAACAAAGCCAGUGGUAACCCCUUUUGGUCAAGUUGCAGCUGCUGGAGUAUCUAGUAAUCCUUUUAUGACUGGUGCACCGACAGGACAAUUUCCGACAGGAAGCUCAUCAACCAAUCCUUUCUUAUAGCCUUAUAUAGACACUUUACUGGAACGGAACUUUUAUUUGGUCACAUUACAUCUCUCCGCCUCUUGCACUGUUGUCUUGUUUCACUGAUUUUAGCUUUAAACACAAGAGAAGUCUUUAAAAAGCCUGCAUUGUGUAUUAAACACCAGGUAAUAUGUGCAAAACAGAGGGCUCCAGUAACUUUUAACCUGUGAACUGGCAGAAAGAGGUAGCGGUAUCAUGUAUAUUAAAAAUUGGCUAAUAUUAAGUUAUUGCAGAUACCACAUUCAUUAUGCUGCAGUACUGUACAUAUUUUUCUUAGAAAUUAGCUAUUUGUGCAUAUCAGUAUUUGUAACGUUAACACAUUGUUAUGUGAGAAAUGUUACUGGGAAAAUAGAUCAGCCACUUUUAAGGUGCUGUCAUAUAUCUUGGAAUGAAUGACCUAAAUUUAACCAUUGCUACUGGAAGGUUACAAAGUCAAAAUUGGAAGGUUUUAUUCAUUCUUGAAUUUUUCCUUUCUAAAGAGCUCUUCUAUUUAUACAUGCCUAAAUUCUUUAAAAAUGUAGAGGGAUACCUGUCUGCAUAAUAAAGCUGAUCAUGUUUUGCCACAGUUUGCAGGUGAAAAAAAUAAAUAUUAGAAAAUAUGCUAUUGUUUUUGUGUUCUUGCUGCAAUGCCUUUACCAAAGUGGCCUUAAAUAUGAGUAGUGAAUUGAGAACAUCUUGAAUUCUUAAAGACUUGUAGUGACUAACUUUUUAUAAAAAGGCCAUGUAGAAUAUUUAUUAAAACUAUAACUGCUGUAUUCAAGAAUAUGUCAGUGGUAAAGCAUUUAAAUGUAGCUUGUCAGAUUCACCGUAAUCCUUCUAAUUUCUUUGCAACUUCCUGAUUUUGUGAAAUUUGUAUAUAUGAAGAAUGUGCAUGUAUGUGUAUUUACAAAUUUUUAAUGAAUUCUCAGACUGCAAAGGCCUAUUUUAACUAUUGGUUUUUUUUUUUUUUAAAAGAUAUUGUCCUUGAAUGUAUUGGAAGCAGACAUGCAUUAACUGUGACAUGAUUGCACCUCAGUUUUUCUUUUUUUGGACAAACUGAUAUCUAUAGGACAAUUGUUUAUGUUUGUUUUUGGGGGGAUAGAAACUGGAACCCAAUGUUACCUUAAAGUUAUGGAAUACUCUGUUUAAAAAGGCAGUGAUGCUGAGUUUAGUUGUAUCUUUUUGUUAAUAUUCAAAUGAACUUGUUUAAAUAUUUAUGUACAGUAAUGCCUCAUUCAUCCAUAGGUAAUCUGGCUGUCUCAUCAAACGGAACACAACUAAGAAACUUGGAAUUGUUUUUUUUAAAAUGCCUCUGAGCAACCCACAUUAAGUCAUAAAGUCUAUGUUAGAGCUCAUGCAUUUGUUUUUAUGUGAUAUUUUAAUAAUUUUGAUUAUUUUAUUUCCUAGCCUGUAGCAUAUUAGCAGUUCAGAAGUGAUGACUUGAAGGAGACUGAAAAGCUAUGAAGAGUGUAUACUGUUCACGACCAUUUAGUGUAGGGACAGUCAACCCAACCUAGAGGACAUCACUGUUUUUCAUCAUCUUCUGAUAAUUGUUCAUUAUCAUGACUGUGUCAUCAAGGAAAAGUGAAAUUGCAUACACAAAUGUGUAAUACAUGUUUGGAAAGGUUUAUCUUAAAAAUAAUUAAAAUUUUUUUAAAAGCUUUGGUAUUAAAAGAGGUGAACAUCAGUUUCCUCUAACAUUUUAUUCAUGUUGAAUGCCUCUUGCAAUGAUGAUUACAUGAGUUGUUAAUCAUAGUAUUUUAAAAAUCUGUGCAGUGUUUGACUUGUUAAAACAUUGCUGUCCAUUGCACAUUUAGCUGAAAGUGUGGUUUAUCUGAAUAAUUUUCAUAAGCCAAGAGGCUAGAAAAUCUGCCCCCUUUCUGAGCAGAGUGCCUCUUCUCUUAGAAUUGAAUGAAUGCUGCACAGGUCUAGGUGUGUGUUGGUGUGGACUUGAAAUGUCUUUACAUUUUGGGGGACUCCCUCAGCCUCUUUUUUCAUGGAAGGAAAACUUAAGAAAUUUCUUUAAAUUUCUGUUUUAGGUUGUAUCUGGUCCUAAUCAAUUCGUAUGUACAGAGUUAUAUAACUGUAGGCCAUUAUGUAAAUAACCUACCAGGUUUUCCAUCUAAGAAGUAAAUUAGCAAUUGUUAUUGAAAUAAUUUCAAAGACUAUUUUUUUCUGGGUAAAUCUUGAAGUUUGUAAUUAAAUGGUAACUCUUAUUGACUGACUUUAAAUGAGAGCUUAUAAAAUUGAAAUGUUUAGUUUAAGAAGAGAUCCAGCCUUAAUGUGGAUUUUCUCAUGAUCUUUACUGUUUAUUGUUAAAAAAUAUUAACUUCUGUUAGAAUUUUAUUUUGUAUUUGCUUCUAGCUUUAUAUGGACCAUAGAAUUGUCUUGAAUACUAAAAAGGAGAAAAUCCUCUUCGAAGUUGACAAGGCUAGAGACCUUCAAAUUUCCUGGCUUACUGGUUGAAUCAGAUCUUCUUUCCUGUUCUAUCUUUAUUGAGGAAAGAAAUUUGUCUUUUCUUUUAGGGUGGCAUACUUUAUUGAUAUAGUUUAAAGGUAUAUUUUAUUCUUAUUUUUUGAAAUAGAGAGUAUUUUAUUCUCUAUUUUUGUGAAAAUAGAGGUUAGGUUAUUAUUUUCUUUCUUAAAAUAAUACCUUCUGUAAAUUUAGAAAAGCAUAUCAACACUUCAUCUGUAAGGUACUCCUGCCCCUUAGCACAUACACUCUUUGUUACAGUUCUUGUAAAUUGGCCAAAUGGAGAGGGUAAACUGGCUGCUUGUACCAACAGUUCUGACAUUUUACACCAUAACUCUUAGAAAUUAUUGAAGUUCCCCAAAGAGAUUUUGUUUAUGUAACUUGUGUCAGCCUUUACUGUAUUAAAAAUUAAUAGAGGUAUUUUAAAAACGUAUUUACUCAUUUAAAUAUAACAAUAAUAAACUCCAUACCUGUUAAAAUAAGUAACAUUUUUGAUGAAAAAUAACUGUUUUCCAAAACAUAAACUAAUGAGAGCAGGAACAUUGUUCUAUGUUUUGCACCUUUUUAAUUGUCUGGCUUAAUAAAAGCAGUGAGAUCUCUUACUGCUUUUACAUUGAUUCUUUUCAUAUCACUCAGCAUGUAAGCACUAGAAAACCCCACUGUGCAUUUGUGAAAUCAGAGUGAAAAAGGCGUAUAACACCUUAGUAGUAUUGUGAAAAUAGUUUGACCUUGCAUAGCCCUUCAAUAGGGGCUUGGGGACUUUCAAAGGUCCCAGACCACACACUGAGAACCACUACACUUUAAAUUUGUGUUUCUGGGUCAGUAUUUACUUGUAGGGUAAACAUACUACUCCCUGAACUUCUAAGUUUUUUGUUUGUUUGGUGGGAAAAACUGAAAUUUCAGUUGAAAUUGCAAACUUUUUAACAUUGUUUAACUAUUCCAGAGUAAUAACAGUGGUGGUAUUAUGUGGUGUGGUUUUUUAAGCCCCCUCAAUUUAUCAGUUACCUGCUAAAUGCUUUUCAUGUACUAUCUCAUACAAUCCCUGAAGGGGACCUUUGCUUUAAGGAUGAAGGAAACGGCAUAGAGAAGUUAAGUUAGUGACAGCUUUUGCUCUGGGGAACAAAUAAUUUAUUGUUGAAUUAAAAUACUAUCACAUUUAUGUGUAAAUUCUUUUUUAAUCUUUUGAAAUUUCAAGGAAGUUACUUUCUAUAUCCUAUAUAUCUAAAAUAAUUAUUUAAUUUGAUUUCCUUUCAUAAUUUGAUGAGAUCAAUACAGCUUAUUCUAUAGGGUUUUAUUUAAACUUUAGAAGUAAAUUAAUUGGAUAAUUAGUGGAGAAUGUUUUAAAAUGAAGACACAUCUGAAGUACCGUAAUGACUCCAAUUUUGUGAAGCGUUCAUUCCACCUUUAUUGAUGUAGUUUAUUCCCUGUAUAAUUUUGUAAUUUACUUUUUAAAAGAUGUCAUUAAAAUUCGUACUAAAUUAACAUACUGUAUUGAAUUUAUCCUCAUUAGUUAAAUUCUUAUUUGUAUAUUUUUAAACAUGAUGUCAUUAAUUAAACUUUUUAUGUGGUUGUAUUUGAACAAAUGAGUAUAUGACCAUGAUGUUAUCAGUGUUGUAUUUUUGUUUAACAAACUGUCUCUCACCUAAGAAAGAGGGCCCUGUUUUGUAGUGUUUACUGAUAUUUGUGGUAUAAAUACUCUCACCAUGGCUGAUUUUACCUACCAUUCUGAUGUCGUUAAAUGCAGUUUGAAAGAGACACACAUCAGCUGCUCUCCCAAGCCUUUACAAGCUAGCUCCAGCACAGCACUGACAUAUAAUUCUACAACUCAUUCAUUAAAUUUAUUGGUCAUUUGA